Messenger RNA from Aspergillus candidus, 6291 nucleotides. It is a transcript of the gene sec16, whose product is annotated as COPII coat assembly protein SEC16. The coding region runs from base 330 to 6173 and encodes 1947 amino acids. Gene Ontology annotation, biological process: Golgi organization; autophagy; COPII vesicle coat assembly. Gene Ontology annotation, cellular component: ER to Golgi transport vesicle membrane; endoplasmic reticulum exit site. The record is from RefSeq and is a predicted model, not a curated record. Lineage: Eukaryota; Fungi; Ascomycota; Eurotiomycetes; Eurotiales; Aspergillaceae. The transcript is spliced from 2 exons.
GCAAACUCUCCCAAGUCCCUUACGCUCGACUCUCUACUCUCCCCACCUGCGAUGAUGUUUCCUCUUUCCCUUUAAUCUCGUCUUUCUCUUGCUUGUUGCUCGUUUCUUUUUCUUUUUCUUUCCUGUAUUUCCUAGGACCGUGGAUUCUGAUUUACUUUAAUUACUUGAUUUCCUCGUUUCAUGUCUCCCUAGCUCUCUCUCGUCUGAGCCUUUGCCGUUUGUCUUGCUGAUCCUGAGGGUGAGCUGAUGUCCAGACCAACGUGUCCUAUUUAUGUUUGAUGGACUGCAUGAGUGGCUGACCUCUGGCGGAGCUUAGAUACCCAGCAAGCAUGGCCCAUAACGAUGAAGUCGCCGCGUGGAACCCAGCCUUGCGAGCGGAGGACCACGAGGGUCCGGCGGAGACUGCUUCGGCCGACGCGGUCGCGGACUCGAUAGACUCGACACCGGAAGACACUCCUGUUGCCCCGGAUGCCUCGAUCAGGGAUGAGGAGGCAGAGGCGCCUAUCCAAUCCGCUUCCGCUGAUACUGGUACACCAGAAACGAGUCCAGCUGGUUUGGUAGACUCCGAGGUUCCGCAAAAUGCUGGGGAGAGCCUAUCCCAGGAGGAAACAGUCGAUACUUCGUCGACUCAGGAUCAAGUGGCGCCACCGGCAAAUAUUGAGCAUGAGCUCGCCCACGAGGUGGAGGAGUCGCAACGCGAGGAGCUGAAGAAGGACGCGACCGGUGCCGACUACGACCGGCAGCCACUUGACGAAACACUCGAGAGCUCAUCUACCCACGACCAAGUGGCGCCGCCAGCGACUACUGAACACACAGAGCUCCCUCGCGAGGCAGAGGGGUCGCAACACGAGGAGCCGAAGGAUGACGCGACCAGUGCAGAGCACGAGCCGCAAGAGCAGGAGGUUCAGUGGCCGCCCAACCCUGAGGAACCCUUGGCGUCGACAUCAGAGAACGCACAGGAAUUGAAACUCGCCAACGAUACCACCCCUUUUCACCCGCAUGUGGACACAAAUGUACCUACGGCACCCCACGAGCCUUCUACAGACGAUGGCCAUAAUUUCUGGGGAAGUCCUACCAACGGUGACGCCCAGGACGGUUUCUUCGACCAACUCAGGACACAAACGAAGCCAAUCUACAUGCCACCCGAAGCGGAGUCACGAUUUGAGGAGGGUGUCCCACUAUUGGAUGGUGAGGUGGCCAGCCCAGUGGACGUGACCCCAAGGAAAGCGUCCCUGGGGAAAGGGUCCUCAGAGAAGGCAACCCCGGAGGAGGCAUCCCCGGAGGAGGCAUCCCCGGAGAAGGCGUUCUCAGAGACCGCGUCCCCGGAGAGGACAUCUCCGAAGGAGGCGGCCGGGGAUCCGAUCAGCAAUAUUUUCAAUGAGGAUGACGAUGAGGACGACGCUUUCUUUAGCGAGGUUCAGAAGUCCCCACAACAACCAAAGAUCUCGUUGUCGCAUCAUAUCACGCGCAAAAGCACGUCUCAGGUGCUCGAGUCUCUUGAUAUCCCUUCAGUGCCCCCAUCCGAUGACGUGACAUCUCCGACGACCCAAGAGUUCAACAGUAUUCUGGCAGCUGCUGCAUCGGAGAACCAGACACAGAACCAGACACAGAACCAGGCCCAGGUCCAAGGUCAUGAUCAGACCCAGAGUCAGGCCAAACGUACUCCUUCGGAAGAGGAUCUGGCUGCGGCGUGGGAGGCAGAACUUGCCAAGGAUGAGAAAGACAGCCCUGACGAGGAUCUGGCCGCCCGGUGGGAAGCGGCCCUUGACGAUGACGAUGAUUUGCUGUUGGAGGAUGAAACCUCGACCGCACCCCAGGAGACAGACAGCCAGCAUGUCAAUAACGUCGUGCCGGACGCUGGCUUCGGUGGGUUAAGCAGUCCCCUUGGCACCCCGCAGGGCUCUGUGAGAGCUAAGGCGCCGUCAUCAUACACGCCCCAUCAGCCCUCGAUUGCCGAUCUUGUUCAAGGGGUUUCCCCAGCGGCUGUUCCUCAAGCAACCUCUGCCCCCCAGACCAGCUAUUUUACCCAACUUCCCUCCCGGCCAAAUAUUGCGGCAAAUAGAGGAGAGAGUUUUGCUGAGCGCCCUAAGGAGGGCUACAAGUCCCCGUACGAUUUACCAGAGGAUCUGACCCUACCUCGGAGGCCGCAUGUCACUGCCAAAGCAGUGGUUACCCAGCCUGGGAACAUGCCGCCGCCUCCCCCGCGCCAACCCAGCAUCCCAGGGCCUCCGCCCAGGACCUCCGGCACGCCCACCCCUCCGUUGGCGGCGUCACCGUGGGUUCCAAGCCCGGGGUCCGAACUCCCGAGGCCGCCUCCUACAACGCAGUCUCGACCUGCGAGUUCAGGCCGGUACACGCCUGCCGUGAGUGCAGCACCACCGUCUUCUCACCCUCCUCCACCGCUGUCUCAGGCUCCACCGCCGGUCAACCCGUAUGCCAGCUUUUCUCCCGCUUUGCAGCCGAAUGGUACCGGUGCUGCCCCCCCUACCCAAUCUCCGCUGCAAUCGCCGGAGUCGCUUGAUCCCUACGCCAGUACCUUGGCUUCCAAUACGCUGGGCGCUCCUACCCCCCCAAGUACGGCAUCGAGAUACUCACCGAAACCACCCGGCUCGCACCUUGGAGCAAAACCUCCAGCAUCCCCGAGAUACUCUCCUGCGCCGCCACCAUCUGCAGCUCCUCCUCCUCCCCGUAAUCGUUAUGCGUCUCAACCGAAUGGGGUUCCUAGUCAUGGGCCACCUCUGCCGUUUCAACCUCGCACGUCAAGCCCCCUGGCAUACCACGAAAAGGUCUCGUAUCAACCCCAAGGUCCGUCUGAGAACCAUGCAUUGCCAACGCCACCGGCCGUGGGGACACCCGCAAACGAGAUGCAUCCAGUUCCAAAUGACUCCGGGACUGUCGGUGCCGCACCGCCUACCCACGUCGAUCCUUCCCCGGGCACUUGGUCGCCAGGCGCCACUAAAGCUACCCCGGGCGUCCAGCAGCCAACUUCACCACCUAAAAACCGCUAUGCUCCUUCAGCCUACGUCGAUGAGUUCAGCAAGCGUGUCACCCCGAUGGGUAGUCCGCCUCCGGUCUCGGUGCCUUCGGUUGCGGAGCUGCAGUUUGCUCCCCCUCGCAGAUCACAAACGCAGUCUCCCGGCCAGCAAACGAUGGGCCCACGAUUGUCUGUGCCGUCGCUUGACCCCCAGCUAAGGCCUGCUUCUGCACAUGGCACUAGCUCCCCGACCAAGGCCGUCAGCCCGUAUGCCCCCUCGCAAGUGUCUGUGCACAACCGCACUGUUUCCCAAACGCUUGACUUUAUCCCCCCAAGUGACGGACAGGAGCUGGAUCCACUGCAACGCUGGAAGGGUGCGCCGAUUGUCAAGUUUGCGUUUGGUGGCACUGUAACCUCAUGCUUUCCUCAGCACAUUCCCCGAUACACAGCUGGCCAAACCGCGCCGAAGAUUAAGCCAAGCCCAGGUGAAGUGAAAUUAAGCCAGCUGAAUGACUGGAUCCCGGCCGCGGACAGCAUUGUCCAGCAUCCGGGGCCCCUGAGAAGCAAGUCGAAGAAGAAAGAUUUACUGGCAUGGCUUUCCAGCAAAAUUGCGGCAUUUGAAAACGAGGGCAUCGCGGAAGCUGCCCGACUCCAUCCGGACCCGCAUAAGCGCCACGAUGAAAAGGUCUUGUUGUGGAAGAUCGUCCGACUUCUGGUUGAGCAUGAUGGAAAUCUGGAAGGGUCCGCUGAAGCUAAAAGCGCCCUACGCACCAUUAUAUUCCCGAACCUGCCGCAGAACACUGAGUCUGAUCAAACAUACGGUGCUGGUUUGCCGACGGUGAACCAUUCCCCGAGCCCGAAUGCUUCGUCACAGCCCGACGCUGCCGAUCUUCGCUCGGUGGACAGCAUCCGCAAUAACCUUGUUGACGGUGACCGGGAGAAAGCUGUUUGGAACGCAGUAGACAACCGUCUGUGGGGCCAUGCUAUGAUCAUUGCGUCGACCCUCGAUAAAUCUGUCUGGAAGCAGGUGGUGCAAGAGUUCGUGAGACGUGAAGUCCGGUCCUCCACAAGUAACACGGAGUCGCUCGCAGCACUCUACGAGAUCUUUGCCGGAAAUGUCGACGAGAGCAUUGACGAGCUUGUUCCUCCCUCCGCUAGGGCUGGUUUGCAGAUGAUCAGCAAGGUCGAGGGGCAGGGUCCCGCGAAGGGCGCACUUGAUGGUCUUGAAAGCUGGAGGGAUACAUUGGGAUUGGUGUUGAGUAACCGCAGCCCAGGCGAUCACACGGCACUAUUGGCGCUCGGUCGGUUGCUUCUGUCCUAUGGCCGUGCGGAGGCAGCCCAUAUUUGUUUUAUCUUCUCUCAUGCCCCGGUGUUUGGUGGUGCCGAUGAUCCGCAGGCAGGGGUGGUUCUCCUGGGAGUUGACCACCAGCAUCUGCCGUCCAAUGGCUUGAAUGAUGAUGAUGCGAUCUUGCUCACCGAAGCCUACGAAUUUGCCGUUUCAAUAUUGGCCGGUUCACAGACGUCCACUUUCCCGCAUCUGUUGGCAUUCAAGCUUAUCCACGGCUGGUCCCUAGCGGACCGCGGCCGCACAUCGGAGGCUCAACAAUACUGUGAUGCCAUUGAAGCAGCCUUGAAAGCUUCCACCAAACCAUCUGGCUAUCAUAAUCAGCAGUUGUUUUUCGGCGUGGAAGAGCUCAGCGCCCGCCUUCGACAAACAACUACUGAUGCCGGUUCUUCUUGGAUCUCCAGGCCGAGCAUGGAAAAAGUGUCGGGCUCCAUGUGGUCCAAAUUCAACAAGUUCGUCUCGGGCGAAGACAGCGAUGCUGUGUCGACCGGCUCCGGGAAAAUGGGAGAGCAGGAUGUCGGACCUUUUGCCAACCUCUCCGGGACCCCAACUGUGAGCCGUUCCCCGUCAGUGACGGAUCUAUAUGGCUCAUACCCUGUACCUCCCCCUCAAUCGGUCCCUGGUAGUGGCCCUUCACGGUAUCAACCUGCCAACCCAUAUGCCCCGAAUCCUUCGCCCGAACACUUCCGUGGUGGAAGGUCAUCACUCGACUCUCAGAGAUCGUCUUCCUUCCAAUACCCAUCCGGGCAACGACGGGGAUCCCAGGAUCCAGCAACGCCGAUCGACAGUAGCUUUUACCAGGGUGGAUCGGCACACAAUUCGCCGUCCGCUAUGGGUUAUCAGUCAACGCCACCUCAAACGUCUUAUAUGCCUCUUGCACCGGUCGAUGAGGAUACGGCAGCUCAAUCAUACCCGGGAGUGUCCAUUGCGCCGGUGCAGGGAUCUCAUGGCACCGCAUCAUCUUACCAACCCACUGGCUACGAGCCCGUUGGUCAGCCCUUGAGCCAGAUCCCGCCACCGCCAACCCAGACGGAUGGCGGCUACAUGCCCCCUUUCAGUGGCGGUGGUGGCUAUGAACCCCCGUCGAUCGACGCCAGUCCCCAGCCGGUGCCCGAAAUCACGGAAGAGUCGGUGGAUGAGCCGCAGAAAAAUAAACCUUCCAUCAUGGAUGACGAUGACGAUGACAUUGCAGCUCGUGCAGCGGCAGUCCAGAAGGCCGAAAAAGAGCGCAAGGACCGGGAAGCGGACGAAGCCUUCAAAAAGGCCGCCGAGGAAGAUGCCAAAAAGCCUGGUCCCGCGAAAAAGGGCUGGUUCGGCGGGUGGUUCGGCGGCGGCAAGAAAGAGUCGGACAAUGCCCACCCCACUGGAGGUCCCAUCCGUGCCAAACUUGGCGAGGAGAACUCCUUCUACUACGACACCGAGCUGAAGAAAUGGGUCAACAAGAAGGAUCCCAACAGCGCCACCGUGGCUCGUGCUACGCCGCCGCCCCCCAAGGCCAUGCCUAGCAGGACCGCCAGCGGUAGCAGUGCAGCACCCUCUCAGGGAGGCGCCUCUCCGAUGUUGCCACCGCAGGGUCGGCCUUCCUCGUCUGCGGGUGCUCCGCCGUCGCUCUCUAGCAGUCCUGGACCUUCAACGCUCGCGCCGCCACCUAUGCUCGGCACCACUCCCCGAUCGGUUUCGACCGGCGCCCCUCUGUCCACACCCCCGGAUGCAACUGCUGGACCGCCCCGGCCCACAUCGUCGCUGAGCCACGCCAGCUCCAUUGACGAUCUCCUCGGAGCGCCUACGGCGCGUAGAGGCGCCGGCCCGAGGGGCAAGAAGAAGGGUCGGUAUGUGGAUGUGAUGGCGAAAUAAAAGUACAAAAAAAAGAGUAUUUCUACCCAUUGUUGAGGGAUUCUCCGUCGCCCAACCGAGCCAUCUUUGGAUCCUUCCACUCUUCUCUGCCUAUAACUCUUGGAGACGACCGUGAUCG